Penicillium griseofulvum is the source of this 423-nucleotide messenger RNA. RefSeq lists its product as uncharacterized. The record is from RefSeq and is a predicted model, not a curated record. Bases 1 to 423 code for a protein of 140 amino acids. Lineage: Eukaryota; Fungi; Ascomycota; Eurotiomycetes; Eurotiales; Aspergillaceae. The transcript is spliced from 3 exons.
AUGAAAAUGAAGUCCUUCUUCUCCAUCGUCCUUUUCAUCGCCGUAGCCAUUGCUCAGAGAGCUACAAUCGGACUACCCGUCGAGGAUCAGAGAAUUAAUUCUGGAAAGGAUGUCGUCGUCCAAGUACAGCGCCCUAACUCUCUAAGUCCGUCCAAGGAGAUGGGUGUAGCAAUCGGCCUCUCCUCAUGUAAAUCCUCGCCUUGCAGAGACGCAGACGAGGUUCUCGGAACAAUUUUAUACAACGGGCCUUUCAACCCUCAAUACUACGAGCCCAGCCUACCCCCAUAUGAGAACUUCACAGUCACCGUUCCAGCAUCAGCUACCAUUGGUAAAAGCCAGAUUAAUAUCGCCCAUGCGGCUCUGAUUGGUGCCGGUCCUUCUGCAUUUUUGGAAUCUCUCAAUCAGACUGUCUUUGUCGUCUAG